This is a messenger RNA of Phaeodactylum tricornutum CCAP 1055/1, 1165 nucleotides long. RefSeq lists its product with no specific name. Bases 149 to 1165 code for a protein of 338 amino acids. The record is from RefSeq and is a predicted model, not a curated record. The transcript has 2 exons. Gene Ontology annotation, cellular component: nucleus. Gene Ontology annotation, biological process: regulation of DNA-templated transcription. Gene Ontology annotation, molecular function: protein heterodimerization activity. Lineage: Eukaryota; Bacillariophyta; Bacillariophyceae; Surirellales; Neidiaceae.
CACUGACGGUGACGGUCCAUUUCCAACCAACCGACACCCUUUCCUUGCCGUACUUGCCUUUUGGUAGUGUCCAUUUCGUUACGGAUUCGUCGUCGUUGUCGUUGCAGUAGUUGCUAUAGUAGCAGUAGUUGCAACAGUCGUAAUUGCAAUGGCAACCGUUAGGUCGUCGAACCCGAGCGGCAUGGAAGAAACCACCGUCCACCCGACGGCUUUGGGGACAACCGAUGCCGCCGCAUCCACGGACGACCCGUCCGAGUCGUCUCUGCCCGUCGACAAGGGAAGUACUGUACGGGAUGUCGGCGACAACGCACGAGAAGAUGAACCGGAGGCAGCUUUGCAUGCGGAGACGACGGAACCAGCCGCUACCGCCGCCACGGAUCCGGACGGUGCCAUCCGCACAGUCGCCACGCUGUGUCGGGACGACGACCAAGAGUCACACUCUACGGAUGCCACCAACUGUACCACGGUCCUUCCACAAAAACCAGUUAAACGAGCCCGCACGGCGUAUUUCAUUUUCGCCGACGACCAUCGAGCACGAGUCCAGAAAGAACAUCCGGGCGAAGGCGUGGCGACACAGGCCAAAGCACUCGGUCACCUUUGGGCGAACUUACCGGCCGACGCCAAGUUGGUGUAUCAGAACCAAGCCGCACAGGAGCGAGAGCGUGUCGCCCAGCAACUCCAAGCCUGGAAAGACGCCGGAGGUUUGGCGACCGCAACGACCAACACUGGCUUGGGUGCCAACUCGUCGUUGUUGGAGUCGUCGUCCCCUGCGAAUAACAAUGCCGAUUCCCUCGUGUUUCCCGUGGCCCGCGUACGCAAAAUAUGCAAACUCGAUACGGACGUCAAGGGACUUUCGAAAGAAGCCUUGUUGCUCGUCACCAAGGCCGCCGAACUCUUCACGUCGCAGCUCGGGACGGAAACCACCCGCGUCGCGCAGAUACAGAAUCGUCGCACACUCUUACCGGACGACGUGGCGCAGGUAUGUGCCGCCCGCGCCCGCUUUGACUUUUUGCAACCGGACAUUCAGGAUUUGACCCGCCAGCAACAAACGCAAGCGCGGGUGCAUCAGCAAGAAAAGGCGGCGGCCGCCGGGGAAGUGGCGACCGGCCGCGCCAACGGGAAAAACAUCACGGACUACUUUGCGGCGGUCCCGCAACCGGAGUAG